AGGAUCGUGAUCAAUUCCGUUCUGCACGCUCGCGAGUGGAUCGCGUCAAUGGUCGGCACGUAUUUGGUGGAGCACUGUGUGGAGCAGCAGAAGAAUGAUCCGAGCUGGUUGGCUGGGAUGGAGCUGGUCAUCGUGCCAAUUGUGAACCCCGACGGCUUCGUGUACUCGCAGACGGCCGAUUCCAUGUGGCGGAAGAACAGGGCCACGAACCAGGGGUCCACGUGCCGAGGUGUUGACCUGAACCGCAACUGGGAGAAAGAUUGGAACGGUGCCCAGUCGACAUCCACGAACCCUUGCAGCGAAAUCUACGUGGGCGCCUGGUCGCACUCCGAGCCGGAGACGCAGGCACUCAAGAGCGUGCUGACCGAGGCUCCUGUCAGUCUGCACCUGGACAUCCACUCUUACGGAGAGAUGAUCCUGGGGCCCUGGUCCUACACAGACGUCGAUCAUCCCGACAAGGUCACCGUGGAUGCGAUCGGAAUGGCCAUGCACAGUGCCAUCCAGAGCGUUUCCGGCACGGAUUACAUCUACGGCACGGGCACCGCCGGCGGUUCGAUCUACCUCGCCUCUGGCGUUGCGCCAGAUUAUUCCACGAACCGAGGUGCAUACGGCUACACGAUUGAGCUACCACCUGCCAGCGCGUGGGGCACUAGUGGUUUCCAGCCUGACACUUCCGAGAUCCUUCCAGCUUGUGUUGAGAUCUUCGAGGCCGUGAAAGCGAUGGUGAAUUGGUUCAGGCCUCAAGCGCCGACACCGGCCCCUCCCCCGACGCCCGUCCCGCCGCCGACGGCAGCUCCUCAGCACAUGUGGGCGGCCAUCAUGGGACCGUGCACGUUGGACGGCACUUGCGUGGAGAGCCCCAACUACCCGCAGAAUUACGGCACGUCUCAGGCGUGCACCUUGGAGAUCGACUCGAGUGUAGCAGGGCCGAUCGUGGUGGAGAGCUUCUACACGGAGCCGGUGUUUGAUUACCUCCGGGUCAACGGGGUCGCUUACUCUGGAUUAAGCGGCCCCAGUGGCAUCACCCCGACGGCGGACAUCUUUUGGUCCUCCGACUUCAUCAUCGCUGGAAGCGGCUGGCGGCUGUGCCAGGAAUCCGGAAGACGCCA
Messenger RNA from Prorocentrum cordatum, 1109 nucleotides. Lineage: Eukaryota; Dinophyceae; Prorocentrales; Prorocentraceae. The record is from the annotation of a GenBank genome assembly.